GUAUAAUUUUGUGGGAUACAAUUCAAGAUGGAGGGACGUCCAAUUUCGGAUCUUAAGGUUGCCGAGCUUCGCAAGGAGUUGGAGAAGCGCAACAAAGAUAAAACCGGUGUUAAACAGGUUUUGCUGGAUCGUCUCAAAGAGACUUUAGAAAAGGAUGGUCACGAUCCUCAAACCUAUCGUUUCAGAGAUGAUGAUAGUGUUAAAACUGACCUAGAGAUAUCGGAUCAUUCGGUAUGUGAUCACUUUAUUCAAACUUAUUCUUUUAUAGCCUGUAAAUGGUGAUGGACUAGGAGCUGAGAAAGUUGGACCCAUCACGAAAAGACGAAGUCCGUCAGAUGACGUAUUGAGUGAUGAAUAUAUUAUCAGUGAACAUCCAUUGCAGAAAAAAAUUACAGAGGAAACUGUCCCAUACGUUGUUCAAGUGGGUGAGCAAGAGGAAGAUUUAGAUUAUGAUUUGAAAUAUGGGAACAAUGACGUGCCCGAAGUCGCAGGCGAUAGCAAAGAUACCCAAGUCAAAGAUGAAGAACUUGACAAACAUGAAAAUAAACCAGAAAGCUGUUUCUUUUUUUAGUUCAGUUACUACCCACCAGAUUAGUGAAAGCUGUAGAAAUUUGUGGAUAAGUAACUUACCGAAAUUGGUGAAGGCUGCAGAUUUAAAGCAACAUUUUAGCAAGGCGGGGAAGGUAGUAUCAGCUACUGUGGUUAUGAGCACCCGCACACCUGGAGGUUGCUUUGGAUUUAUACAGAUGGCUUCUGCUGAAGAGGCAGCAUCUGCUGCUAGAGCCUAUGAUUUAACAGAGUUUGGAGGAUGCAUACUGCGGGUUGAAGCUACAGAACGAAAAGCACCAAUUCAAUCAAACAAAGCAAAUGAUCGAGUAGCUGGAUUAAACAAAUUAAAAACUAGUAUGCCUGAUUCUCGACGGACGGUAUCCAGACCGUUGGUAUCUCGAAGACGUUAUAUUGCCAACAGACAGCGAUUGUUGCGUCGUGCUGCCAUUAGAACUGCUAUUUUGAGGGAACAACGGAAAAGAUCCGAAUAUUUAUCCGCCAAUAAUCGUCCACAUUCCAUUAAGAAAACUCCUAUCAGAAGACCUUUAUACCAGUUUACUAGACCAAAUUAUAGAAUGUCAAAAGAUAGUUUGCGUUCACGAGGCGGUCUGGCCCUUGCAUCUAAACAUAAAAGUAUUUCACAGCGACAAAGCUCUUCACGGAUCAACACCAAUCAUGGAACACAGUCGCUGUUACAAAGAAGAUUAAAUUAUACUGUCAAUCGAAGGCUGCGUGAGCCAAUUCGUAUUCACAAAAGUGCCAGUGUUUCACAUCGAUCGUCCAAAUCAUUUUUGCCUAGAGUACACAGAAGUUCAAAUAUAUGUCCAGAAAACCAUCGAAGCUGUCUUUCUCCACCUUCCCGUUUAAUCCCCUUGGAUACACUUACUUCAAAACGGAACCCAACUUUUCGCACUAAUCGUCCUGUAGAAAGAGAUAUACGUGAACCCUAUCGCCCUGUUUUGCCAGAACGAAAGUAUCAUCCUCAGUCACCUGGUCGAUCACAUGAAUCAGGUCGGUAUGCACGAAACACUCAAUCAUCAGUCUAUACAGGAAGAAACACUGCUAAAUCCGUAUACGAUAGUCGUUCUCGUCAAAGUCACUUGAUGACUCGUUCUGAACCGCGCUAUACGAAUUACAGCAAUUUUGAUAGUCGAAAAAUGGCCGUAGCCUCUCGUACAGAUAUGUAUUCUGAAGAACGUUAUCGAACUCACGAUAGUCAUCUAUCUGAAGUACGCAGAACUCAAUUAAGGUCAAACCCCCCUACUUCACGAAUAAGAGUUGAGGAGAGUAAACGAGAGUACCGUGCAGUUAGUAGAAGCCCACCAAGGUCAAGAGAUUCUACGAUGAUGCGCCCUUACCCAGUUUCUCUCAAUUUCAAUCGCCAUCGCACGGAAACCAGUCAUCGUGGCCGCAGUCCACUGAUGUUACAGUCUACACCACACAGGCCCGAAAUCGUGGAGUAUGAACACCGUUCAGAGCCAAGAACGAAUUGGCAAACUGAAAGACGUUCCAAAGUUUUCUCAUCUCCAUCACAGUCGUGGAGGCCGGCAAACAAUGCAUUUUUCCUAUCUCCUACAUAUGAAAAUCGAAAUACAGGUCGCCGAUACCAAUAACAUUUAUUGCUUAUUAUAUGUAUAUGAAUAUGUUAUAUUCAAAUUUGACAAGCAAUUCUCUACUUAUAUCAAUUACAUUUAGCAAAUGUAUUAAUUGUGCGAAAAUUUUUAUCCAUGAAGGUUGUUGAUCUGCAUUCAUUCAUAUAAAGCAUUUUCUUUAGAAAUGUUUUAACUUUGAUCCUUCACACCUUAUACGAUGCCCGAUGGUAUUUAGAAGAUUUGCAAAUUAAUUAGCAUAUUGAUAUUUGUAGAAAACUCGAAGAAAUAAGGAUUCAAAAAAACUGGUCACAAAUAAAAAUCUGAAACGAGUAUAAUCCAGUGACAACAUCCUAUUGCAUAAUCGAAAAAUUAAGGAUAAAUAUCAACCAUUGAAUCCGAAAGAAUACGUGAAAACUGCAAAAAAUUCUAUUUCAGUAAAUUUUGUUAGCACCGUUGUGGU
Schistosoma bovis is the source of this 2601-nucleotide messenger RNA. The record is from the annotation of a GenBank genome assembly. Lineage: Eukaryota; Metazoa; Platyhelminthes; Trematoda; Strigeidida; Schistosomatidae.